CGCCAGCUCAGUUUGUACGACGCAUUCGAAACCAGCGCGUCUGGUCUCAGGCGAAAAGGGACCCGAGUUGGAGGAAAUUAGCCACGAAAGGAAUGCGAAGGAUUUGCUUUCCAUAAACUGGCGUUUCCACAGGAAAAGGGGGGAGUGCGACGGUAGCAUACUUGUUUUUAUUUAAUACAGAGGUGUGUACCUCCCACCCCGCUCCCCACCACGGCCCUCACCUGUGUGCUGCGCUGCUUCCCCUGCGAGCCGUCCUGGGCCGGCAGUCCCUUCCUGCACCGCCCCCCUACCCCACCCAUGGUCAGGAUGACACGCUCCAAGACCUUCCAGGCCUACCUGCCCAGCUGCCACCGCACCUACAGCUGCAUCCACUGCCGCGCCCACCUGGCCAACCACGACGAGCUUAUCUCCAAGUCCUUUCAAGGGAGUCAAGGCAGAGCAUAUCUUUUCAACUCUGUGGUGAACGUGGGCUGUGGGCCAGCUGAAGAGAGGGUCCUGUUGACGGGGCUGCAUGCUGUCGCUGACAUCUACUGUGAAAACUGCAAAACCACACUGGGCUGGAAAUACGAGCAUGCCUUUGAGAGCAGUCAGAAGUACAAGGAGGGCAAGUUCAUCAUCGAGCUGGCUCACAUGAUCAAGGAUAAUGGCUGGGACUGAGUAGGCAUGUUCAGAGGGGGUUUGGGUGGUGGGGGGUUGGGGCGUGUGGAUGAGUGUGAGACUUUGUUUUGGUGUUACCUCUAUUUCCAUUUUCCCUGCUCCUCGCUCCCCAGACACACACAGACAAGUCCCCAGCGAGAGGAUGGUUGAGGGCGAUUCCCGCUCAGAGAAGCCUGUUCCAGGCCGGGGCUGAGAUUGCAGCCCAUAUAACCUCUGCAUUGCAUGUAUGUGUGUGUAUAUGUGUGUUUGUGUGGGAGGGUAGGGCAAUGUAGUGAGAAUCAUGACGACAUGUACAGUAGAGCUUGAUAUCCUUUCUCACACACAAAUACACACGCACACACACAUGCACAUAUACAUACACACUCACAUGCAUGCACACACAUACAUGUAUGCUGGCACACCCACCAGCCAGCUCUCACUCACACAUACACGCAACUAAGACAUCACAGCCAGGGAGGAAAGUGCUUCAGAUGAGCCUCGGUUUCUCGAGUCCUGGGAAGGGUGCGCAGCGCCUGCUUGGCAGAACACACCGGGCCAUUGGCUAAUGAACCAACAGGCUUUCUCACCCGGGUGAAUGUGACAGCAUCCAGGCAGUUAUAAGACAUCCUGUUGUGUAUGUGGAAAGAAGCCUGUCACUGGGGUCUCUGCAGAUGUGUUGCCAGGGCAAUGGACAUUGAGGAAGGGACACAGGAAAGGUCCUGACCCCUGAUCUGAAUAGAGCUCCUGCACACUGCAUGGAAGUGCUGUCUUUAUCCUGCAGUGUGAUCCUCUACAGCAUUGUAGGGGCUGCAUAGGAUCAAAGUAAAUGAUGACAGAUAUAAUAUAACUGAAGGGGCAGCCAAAGAGCUGGAAGAGCCUGGAGAUAUAACCUUAGGGUGCCAUCACAGACUACAGCUAAACCCCCUUCUCUACAGGCUUUCCAAAUGUGCAAGAAAGCUAUGUUUUAAUAUUGGCAGACAUAAGGUGGAAAUGGCACGACCUGCUGAGAGAGAUCAAGGGUGUGACUGUGCAGGAGACUGUAUCUCAAGAUGUCUGAAAUGGUUCAAACUGCUUAGCUGGCCUUUACAUUGCGGUGGGCCUGUUUUAUUUGUUCACGUGUAAGCUUGACUGGUAUUGUUCCAGGUCUCUCCCCUUUAUAGAAUGGCCCAUACUGGUUCCACCUUCUAAUGCUGUACUUGCACACAACACUUGUGGCAGCCUCGUUAUCAUUUAUGAGAUGUUAUUUGCUGGUGUUACGCCUUUAUGAUGCGUGGUUCAGAUCCACUCUGAAUGUAUGCUGUCAAAAUCAGUGUGUGAUGUGCAGGAGCAGAAAGUGAGAUCUGAAGAGGAGAGCAACUGUCUGAAGCACUUUCUUAGCCUGUGAUGCCCUGCGUUUACUGAAGUCAGUCUGUUACACUGCCUCUUAACUCUUUUUAAACACACUAAAACAAUAACCAACAAUGAAAACAUUACUUCCUGUUUGGAAAAUGGAAUCCACUGGUAGUCGGAGCAACUGACUUGCAGUGGGCUGCCCAGUCAGAGGCUGUUUAGCCCCAGCACAACCAAAUAGCCCACCCAUCUAUAUAAGUCAACCAAUGAGAAGAUCUCAUUUUUCCGUGGGCAAAGUGUGUGAAAAAGGAGGCUUGAUUGAUUGGCUGAAGGCCACAGCUGUGGAUAACCCUUUCUCUGUGAUAUAUU
Molecule: messenger RNA, 2334 nt
Organism: Megalops cyprinoides (Indo-Pacific tarpon)
Lineage: Eukaryota; Metazoa; Chordata; Actinopteri; Elopiformes; Megalopidae
Product: protein yippee-like 2
Exons: 5
Coding region: 298-657 (119 amino acids)
Source: RefSeq, a predicted model, not a curated record